AUGAAGAGGCCGGGAGGCGAUCGACCGAGGCGACGAUUUCCAUCCUCGAUGCCACCUCGGAACGGCCGACCAGAGGCCGGAAUUCCAGCGGCCACGACGACGGGCGCCCAUCGGGACGCGGGCGCGAGCUUCGACGAGCUCGUGCGCUACGUGCGCGACCGAAUGCGCACCACGGAGACGCGGGCCGCUUGGAGCGUCGAGCAAGUUCUCCGGGCCGGCAUCGCCUUUCGCAAGAUCGAGCGCUUGGCCAACGGCAGGUACAGGCUGGCCCAGGCCAAUCCACCUGGCCUGGCUUGCGUCAUCCGAGAGAUGCGUACCAGCGACGACUCUUGCUGCUCCAGCGACUAG
Messenger RNA from Trichogramma pretiosum, 348 nucleotides. RefSeq lists its product as uncharacterized. The coding region runs from base 1 to 348 and encodes 115 amino acids. The transcript has a single exon. The record is from RefSeq and is a predicted model, not a curated record. Lineage: Eukaryota; Metazoa; Arthropoda; Insecta; Hymenoptera; Trichogrammatidae.